Molecule: messenger RNA, 2121 nt
Organism: Punica granatum (pomegranate)
Lineage: Eukaryota; Viridiplantae; Streptophyta; Magnoliopsida; Myrtales; Lythraceae
Source: RefSeq, a predicted model, not a curated record
CCGGAAGCCCGACAUCGUUCCCUCCUCUGUCGUGCUGUCCUGACAGCAUACAGACGUUUCCAAACAGACGGCAGCAGCACAGAAGCAGAACACUUCCUCUUCCAUUGUUCUCUUCGCCAUCGUCUUCAUCCUUCGCAGCUGAAGCUGAUCAAACAUCAAAGACGGAGGAGAAGAAGAAGAGGAAGAGGAAGGCGGGGGAGGAGAUGCGGACCUCUAACUUCCUGUUCAAAACCCUAACGCCGUCCCGCCUCCACAACUUCCUCCUCUGCCUCUCCCUCCUCUUCAUCGCCUACCUCCUCCUCUCCAGCAACCCCCAGCCCUCCUCCUCCCAUCAAGCGCCCAUCGUCCACCACCCACGCGCCUCCCUCUCCUCUUCCUCCUCCUCCUCCUCCCCCACCUCUCGCCGCCACCUCCUCUUCGCCAUCGGAUCCUCCUCCGGCUCCUUCGCCGCUCGCCUCCCCUACCUCCGCCUCUGGCACUCCCCUAACUCCACCCGCGCCUUCGCCUUCCUGGACGGGCUCCCCUCCUCCUCCGACGAUGACUCCGACGGGCUCCUCCCUCCCACGGUCAUCUCCCAGGACACCUCCGCCUUCCCCUACUCCUUCAAGAGCGGGUUCAGGUCCGCGAUCCGCCUGGCUCGCGUGGCCAAGGAGAUCGUGGACUUCGCCGAGGCCGACGUGAGGUGGUUUGUGUUCGGGGACGACGAUACCGUGUUCUUCGUCGACAAUCUGGUGAAGGUCCUCUCCAAGUACGAUCACACUCGGUGGUAUUACAUCGGCAGCAAUUCCGAGAGCUACUUCCAGAACUCCAAAAACUCUUUCGAGAUGGCCUUCGGAGGCGGUGGCUUCGCCAUUAGCAGCUCGCUAGCAGCCGCCCUCGCCAAGGUGUUGGACUCGUGCCUGUUUCGGUAUUCCCAUCUCUACGGGAGCGAUUCCAGGAUCUUCUCAUGCGUGGCGGAGCUGGGAGUCGGGAUGACGCAUGAACCCGGGUUUCAUCAGGUAGACAUGCGUGGAAAUUUGUUCGGACUGCUAACAGCACACCCCCUGUCCCCUAUGGUGUCCCUUCAUCACUUGGACAAAGUUGAUCCAAUAUUCCCCAACAUGAAUCGUUCAGAGUCCAUGGAGCAUCUCUUUAAAGCUGUGAAAGUCGAUCCUCUGAGGAUUCUGCAGCAAUGUGUCUGUUACGAUCGGUCAAACUCAUUGACUGUUUCGGUCUCGUGGGGUUAUGCAGUCCAAGUAUUUGAGGGCAACGAGCUUCUUCCUGAUCUCCUCUCCCUGCAAAGGACCUUCACGCCAUGGAGGAGGGGCAUGAACACCGAUUUGAGUCGUUAUAUGUAUACUUUGAGGGAUUAUCCUCGAGAUGUGUGCAAAAGACCAGUUACCUUCUUCCUGGAGAGUAUUUUAUCAGAUAAUCUUGGGGUACGGACCACCUAUUCAAGACAGAAUCCUGAUAAUUGUGCUCGAGGGAAAUCGGUCAAGAAUCUGAAGAAGAUCACUGUAUUUUCACGAAAGCUUGAACUUGAUACUGAACAGAUGAAGGCUCCCCGCCGUCAGUGCUGUGAUAUUUUGCCGAUCAUCAAUGGAUCGAUGGUUAUUCACAUCAGAGAAUGUGGACCCACUGAAUUGAUUGCAAUGCAUCCCUAAUAGUUAUUCGGCAUUGUGGAAUAUACAUAUAUGGAAAGCUGCUGAUUAGAAGUUGAAACGGCUUUCAUCACUCACUUUAAGCUCUGAAACUGAAAUGUAACCUGUCAAUGAAGAAGCUAAUUGCUGUAACCGUCACACAAAGGUGAUCGGAGAUUCAUAGUUAAGGGAGAGCUCUCUCGCUCUCCCCCUCUCCUCCCUGAACCUGUGAGUUCAGUAUGAGAGGUAAUGCUAGUUUUGAUGUAUACGUGUACCAGGCCGGAAAAUUUCGCGCACUGUAAAUUUAUUCUAUCAUUGAGAGACUCAUGAAUAGGGAGAGUUGAAGAUGCAAGUUCCCAAGUAUUCAUAUAAUUUUUGCUUAGGCAGCGAUUUGUACACUCACACUGUAAGAUGACUAGCUUUGUAAAUCUUCAGCUGACAACUUGCAUUUUGGUGAAUAGUCCAAUAAAAUUUAUGGGAAUUUAUGCCCGGUUUGAUUAUA